GCGCCGAGAAGGAGCUGGCUCCGCUGUUUGACUGCUCAGAGCACGGCAAGUACCAAGGCCGUGGAGACCAGGUCACCUACCGCAAGACCACGGCGGGAGGUGCUCUGGGCAGCCAGCAACCUGCUGGCACUACUCAUUAUCGUGCUGUUCGGGCCCUGCAGCAUCGGCUGGAAGACCUCGCGCACGUAGUGGCCAAGCACGGGUGUGCGCCCUUGCCGCAGCAUAACAUGAUCUGGCAGCCGCUCAUUGAUUUUGUUGGUGGUCAGGGCCGGCUGCGGCGGCUCACAUCGGCGCUCGGCGCCAGUUUGGUUCAGGAGGUCGUCUACUACAUCACGUGCUUCUUCGCGCAGCCGUCCGUGUACCACGUGGCCUUCCUCCGCACCCUCUGCGUCACCCCGUCCAAUCUCGAG
This is a messenger RNA of Prorocentrum cordatum, 410 nucleotides long. Lineage: Eukaryota; Dinophyceae; Prorocentrales; Prorocentraceae. The record is from the annotation of a GenBank genome assembly.